Diospyros lotus (date-plum) is the source of this 1987-nucleotide messenger RNA. RefSeq names its product dicarboxylate transporter 2.1, chloroplastic-like. The record is from RefSeq and is a predicted model, not a curated record. Lineage: Eukaryota; Viridiplantae; Streptophyta; Magnoliopsida; Ericales; Ebenaceae. The transcript has 5 exons. Gene Ontology annotation, molecular function: transmembrane transporter activity. Gene Ontology annotation, cellular component: membrane. Gene Ontology annotation, biological process: transmembrane transport. The coding region runs from base 145 to 1692 and encodes 515 amino acids.
GCUAGGUUUCGACAGAAAGGACAAUGAUGACGACCAUAGAAGCUACCCCACCCCUCCAACCACCGUCACGGCCACCACCGCACUACGAAACCCCUUUACGCCGCUCACCUUCUUCUUGUCCUCAUCAUAAUCUCUACAUCCACUAUGUUCUCUACUCACUCAACCACCAACCCUACCUCUCCUCCUCCUGAGCACUGCCGUCGCUGGCAGGGAGCCAAGCCCGUCCCUCUCGCAGUCUCCCUUGUCGUCGGCCUCAUCUUCCGCUUCGCAGUCCCGAAGCCCGCCCACCUCUCCAAGCAAGCCUGGCAGCUCCUCGCAAUCUUCCUGGCCACCAUGACCGGUCUAAUUCUCGGCCCCUUGCCUGUAGGCGCGUGGGCGCUUGUUUGCCUCACGGUCUCCUUGCUCACCAAAACGCUAACCCUAUCCGCCGCCUUCGCCGCCUUCACCAAUGAGGUGAUUUGGCUGAUCGUUGUAUCGUUCUUCUUCUCCCGAGGCCUAGUCAAGACGGGGCUGGGCGAUAGGGUUGCUCUCUACUUCGUGAAGCUGCUCGGGAAGAGCACCCUGGGCUUAGCUUAUGGUCUGGUGUUGUGCGAACUGCUUGUAUCGCCGGCGGUGCCGAGCACCACCGCCAGAGCGGGCGGCAUUUUCUUGCCUCUUAUCAUGUCGUUGUCGUUAUCAGCCGAUAGCCGCCCCAACCACGCCUCGGCCAAGAAGCUCGGUGCUUUUCUUAUCCAGUCCCAACUUCAGCAUGGUCCUAUGUUUUUCUCUGCUUCAGCAUAUACCAAAUUUUGUGGAUAUUGCAGCCUGUUCUAUUCUAUGUUAUGUCAUGUUUCUGGUGUUAAUUAUCAUCAUGCUCAAAACCUGCUGUGUGUCAAAUUAGCUCAGAGUCUUGGGGUUAAAAUUGCAAAUCCAUGGGUUACUUGGUUUAAAGCUUCAAGUUUACCUGCAUUAAUCUCUCUUUUCAGCACACCUAUUAUCCUAUUCAAGCUUUAUCCCCCUGAGAUUAAGGAGACACCAGAUGCUCCUGCCAUGGCCACACAGAAACUGGCACAAAUGGGUCCUGUCUCGAAGAUUGAGUGGGCAAUGGUGGGUACCAUGCUUAUUACAGUUGCAUUAUGGAUUUCUGGAAAGACUCUUGGAAUAGCAACUGUUGUUACUGCAAUGCUGGGAUUGUCACUACUUCUUUUGUUGGGGGUGCUUCAUUGGGAUGAUUGCUUGAGUGAAAAGACAGCAUGGGAUACCAUGGUUUGGCUUGCAGUCCUAAUAGGCAUGGCAGGACAACUGACAACCCUCGGUGUUGUGCCUUGGAUAUCUGAUGGUGUGGCCAAAUUCCUUAAAUCUCUGUCAGUGGGUUGGCCAGCUGCUCUUUGUAUCCUUCAGGCUGCAUAUUUCUUCAUUCACUAUCUAUUUGCAAGUCAAACUGCCCAUGUCGGAGCUUUGUACCCUGCAUUUCUUGCAAUGCACCUGGCUUCAAAAGUCCCUGGUUUAUUAGCUGCACUAGCGUUGGCCUAUAAUACUAAUUUAUUUGGUGCAUUAACGCAUUAUAGCAGUGCCCAGGCUGCAGUAUAUUAUGGAGGUGGUUAUGUAAAGCUUCCUGCUUUUUUUCGACUGGGAAUUUCAAUGGCCCUGAUCAACAUAGUUACAUGGGGGUUAGUUGGAACUCCUUGGUGGAAGAUUUUGGGGCUUUAUUAAUGUUGAUUAUGAAAGUAAAAUGUAAUUUCCUAUGUUUUAUGUAUUUUCUUGUUAGCGCAUUGAGCUCAUGUAUGAUGAUCUUCCUCCCCGCUAACAAGAAAAGAAAAAGAAGGAAAUGGAAAUUGCAAUUUCAGUUCAAUUUCAAUUAAAUUGGCGAGAGAGAGAGAGAAUUGUAUUACUUUCAACUGUAAAAAACACUAUUAUUUAUGAUGAUCUCUUGUAUUCAUGUCAACAUAUUUAUUGUUUAAAGUCUUAAAAACGCUCUAUUUCGCUAGUGUUAUUUUUUAGUCCAUAC